Molecule: messenger RNA, 1659 nt
Organism: Prunus avium (sweet cherry)
Lineage: Eukaryota; Viridiplantae; Streptophyta; Magnoliopsida; Rosales; Rosaceae
Gene: DWA2
Product: DWD (DDB1-binding WD40 protein) hypersensitive to ABA 2
Biological process (GO): protein ubiquitination
Molecular function (GO): protein binding
Source: RefSeq, a predicted model, not a curated record
UGGAAGGUAUUUGUUUUGGUAAUUGGCCGUUGUGAAAUGCAGGAAUCACUCUGUGUCAGUCGGUGUUGUAAGCGCGGGGUUGGGUUGCAUGCAACAAGUCCACAAAGAUUGUGGUGGUAUAAUCAGGCAGUGCAGCAGCAGCAGUAGCAGCAGCCAUGCAAGGAGGAUCGUCGGGCAUCGGAUAUGGUCUGAAAUACCAGGCUAGAUGUAUAUCAGAUGUUAAAGCCGACACAGAUCAUACUAGCUUCAUCACCGGCACUCUCAGUCUCAAAGAAGAAAAUGAGGUGCAUUUGAUUCGGCUCUCUUCGGAUGGAACCGAACUCGUAUGCGAGGGUUUGUUUUCGCACCCCAACGAGAUCUGGGACCUUGCUUCCUGUCCCUUCGACCAGCGCAUCUUCUCUACUGUUUAUUCUACAGGUGAGUCAUAUGGAGCAGCAAUAUGGCAGAUCCCCGAGUUAUAUGGUGAACUGAAUUCCCCUCAGUUGGAAAGAAUUACCUCCCUUGACUCACAAGUUGGCAAGAUUAAAUGCAUUCUUUGGUGGCCAUCUGGAAGACAUGAUAAGCUGAUCAGCAUUGAUGAAGAAAAUCUGUCCUUGUGGAGCUUAGAUUUAUCCAAAAAAGCUGCUCAGGUACAAUCACAGGAGUCUGCUGGCGUCAUGCACUACUUAUCUGGUGGUGCAUGGGAUCCUCAUGAUAUGAAUGCUGUUGCAGCAACUUGUGAAUCAUCCAUCCAGUUUUGGGAUUUGCGGACAAUGAAGAAGACAAAUUCAGUUGAGCAUGCUCAUGUCCGAAAUGUUGAUUAUAACCCCAAGAAGAAACAUGUGCUUAUGACUGCAGAAGAUGAAUCUGGGAUACGCAUAUGGGAUCUUAGGAAGCCGAAGUUCCCUAUCCAGGAACUUCCUGGACACACACACUGGACGUGGGCUGUCAGGUAUAACCCUGAGUAUGAUGGGCUGAUUUUGAGUUCCGGUACAGACUCAACUGUCAACCUGUGGUUGGCUUCUCCAUCUAGCAAGGAUGGCUCAAUAUCUGAAAGCUUGGUUGAUUCACCAACUAGGCGGAUUGACCCAUUGCUGAACUCUUACAGCGACUAUGAAGAUAGUAUUUACGGCCUUGCUUGGAGCUCUCGCGAGCCUUGGAUCUUUGCAUCAUUAUCCUAUGAUGGGAGGGUAGUUGUAGAAUCAGUGAAACCAUUUCUCUCAAGGAAAUAAGGUUUGGCACACUGGUCGAUUGCUAUGAUGGGUCUACUUGGUGUGCGUGAUUCUAGAUAUCCUUGUUUGCCUCUCAUCUCGUCUCGUUUUUAGUAGAUAAAUCACUAAAGCAGACCACGAAAACUCUUCUGAAUGAUCAGAUUUUAGUUCCAGAUUUUUUGAGUGUACUAUAUACUCCGUGAUUACGUGCCUCACAUGACAACAAUAUAUGUUAUUCCGAUUCAAACAUCAACAGAAAUUUGGGUGCUGUGAAUACAAAACUGCAAAAGAGGCAGGGCAAAUGUUGUGAGAUGGACUGGCAUUUAUGCGUCGAGUACAAUUCCUCCUUAGACUAGGGGGGUUUUUUAUUAUUAUUAUUAUUAUUAUUUUAUUUAUUUAAAGAUUGAUUUCCUUUCUUAAUCGAUUGGGCAAGAAUUAAGAAAAACGAAUCAGUGAUUCAUGUGGCAAA